This is a messenger RNA of Phyllostomus discolor (pale spear-nosed bat), 463 nucleotides long. Its product is annotated as cytochrome c oxidase subunit 7B2, mitochondrial. The record is from RefSeq and is a predicted model, not a curated record. Gene Ontology annotation, biological process: mitochondrial electron transport, cytochrome c to oxygen. Lineage: Eukaryota; Metazoa; Chordata; Mammalia; Chiroptera; Phyllostomidae.
UUUUAGGAAUCCAAAUCUUGAAAUUUUGGAAGAGAGCAUUUGAACCUCACAAUUUCUACCAGGUCUCUCUACAAGGAAAUUGACCAGUAUCUGCAAUCAACUGCAAUCUUGUCACACCUUCAUGAUGUUGCCGUUGACUAGAAAUAUACUAAGAAGUCUCAAGAAUCAAAGCAUUCAGCAAAUUAGGGCAAAACACAGCCAUGGAAACCACUCCCCAGAUUUUCAUGACCAAUAUGGUAAUACUAUACUAGGUGGAACCACUUUCUGUGCUGUUGCAUGGUUUUUACCAAACACACAGAUUGGAAUAGAAUGGAACCUUCCCUUUGGCAGAGUUACCCCCCAAGAGUGGAAGGAUCAGUAACCAUCACUGUUUGUAAUACGAAUUGUUUCAAAAUCAAUCUGUCAUUUAAGCACUCCACUGCUCAUGUAACUAUGACAUAAUUUAAAAAUUAAAAUACAUUUG